AUGUGCUACGACCGCUCCGUGUCCAUUUGCAAACCCCUGCACUACGGGACCCUCCUGGGCAGCAGAGCUUGUGCCCACAUGGUAGCAGCUGCCUGGGCCAGUGGCUUUCUCAAUGCUCUGCUGAACACAGCCAAUGCAUUUUCUCUAUCCCUUUGUUUUCUGUUCAUUCUUUUCUCCUAUGUGCAGCUCUUCAGGGCUGUGCUGAGGAUCCCCUCUGAGCAGGGAUGCCACAAAGACUUUUCCACCUGCUUUCCUCAUCUGACUGUGGUCUCCUGUUUACCAGGACGGUAG
Molecule: messenger RNA, 291 nt
Organism: Oenanthe melanoleuca
Lineage: Eukaryota; Metazoa; Chordata; Aves; Passeriformes; Muscicapidae
Product: olfactory receptor 14J1-like
Exons: 2
Coding region: 1-291 (96 amino acids)
Biological process (GO): G protein-coupled receptor signaling pathway
Cellular component (GO): membrane
Molecular function (GO): olfactory receptor activity
Source: RefSeq, a predicted model, not a curated record